CGGCGGUGAGAAGCAGUGGGGUCGCCGAGGUCCGCGCUUGCUCGCCAUUGUCGCUGCUGGUGCGCGGGGGUUUGCGCCGCGGGCGCCCGGGGCAUGUCGCUGGGCGCCGGGUCGCGCUGCUGCUGCAGGAGGAGCUUCUGGGCAGGCGGCUGCGGGUCGCCGCCGGGAGCUUCCCGCUGGGCUGAGAGACUCGGCUGGGGCGCGGCGGCGGCGGCGGCGCUGGCCGGGCUGGGGCUGGCCCGGCGGGCCGAGAUGGAGCAGCAGAGCAGCAGCAGCAGCUGCGGCGGGGGCAGCUGGCCGGUGGCGGCGGCCGGGAGGCGGAGGACGACGACGAGCUGGCGCUGCCGCUGCGAGCGCUUCAUGGCGCCGCCGGUGAGCGGGCUGGGCGAGCUGCGCGACCGUCGCGGGGCCAUGCGGAGCCGCAUGGAGCUGCUCAUCAUGGAGACGCAGAGCCAGGUGUGCAGCGCCCUGGCCCAGGUCGACCGCGGCGCCCAGUUCACCGUGGACCGCUGGGAGAGGAAGGAAGGUGGGGGAGGCAUCAGCUGCGUACUGCAGAAUGGAGAAGUCUUUGAGAAGGCCGGAGUUAAUGUGUCUGUUGUUUUUGGACACCUUUCUGAAGAAGCAGCUCAACAGAUGAGAAGCAGAGGGAAAACCCUGAAGGGCAAAAGUGGAAAACUGCCUUUUUGUGCUAUGGGAGUCAGCUCCGUUAUUCAUCCAAAGAACCCUCAUGUUCCUACCAUACACUUCAACUACAGAUACUUUGAAAUUGAGGAGGCCGAUGGUACGACACAGUGGUGGUUUGGUGGUGGAACAGACCUCACUCCAACUUACUUGGACAAAGAUGACGCCGUUCAUUUCCACAAAACCCUGAAGGAAGCUUGUGAUCGGCAUAAUCCAGAGCUGUACCCCAAGUUUAAGAAAUGGUGUGAUGAUUAUUUUUAUAUCAAGCACCGAGGAGAACGACGAGGGAUUGGAGGCAUAUUUUUUGAUGACCUGGACUCUCCUUCAAAAGAAGAAGUCUUUCAGUUUGUGCAGAGUUGUGCCAAAGCCAUUGUGCCUUGCUAUGUUCCCAUUGUGAAGAAGCACUGCCAUGACAAAUUCUCACCAGAGGAAAAAUUGUGGCAGCAGAUCCGCAGAGGGAGGUAUGUGGAAUUCAAUCUUGUUUAUGACAGAGGUACUAAGUUUGGACUUGCAACACCAGGAUCUAGGAUUGAAAGCAUUCUUAUGUCUUUGCCACUCACUGCCAGGUGGGAAUACAUGCAUUCUCCUCCAGAGAAUUCCAGGGAAGCUGAAAUCCUAGAAGUUUUGCGCCAUCCAAAAGACUGGGUUGCCUGACGAGCUGCGUCGGCUGCACACAGCCAGCCAUGAAGACGACACAAACUCCUGCCUGCUUGCUCAUCAAACUGCCAUUGUGUGGCAGUUAAUUUUUUUUAUCUACUUAAUCUCUUAUCAUGUGCCUUAGAAAUAGUGUUUCAAUUUUGUUAUGUGUAAAUAUCCAUUUUAAAAGCCACAAGCUGCUCCAUUAGCAGUUUCUUGGUGAGAGGCUCACUUGACCAUUUGUACUGGUAUGAUACACUGCUGAAAAUGUAAUGGGCUUGGUGCAGAAGGCAGCACGACCAGGGGAGACGCACUCAAAAUGUGGUCGGCACACACUGCCCUAAAACUCUGCACCAGCUCCUAAGGUUUAGACCCAAAGCUGUUUUUUCAGGAAUCUCCCUUGAUUUACCCUCCUAAUUGGCAUGAUUCUUUUAUAGGCUAUCUUAGCCCAUUUCAGCAGUUGAGAGUUGCUUUCUCUUUAAAUCCACUUUGUGUCCUAUGGAGUCAUGUAUUUUAAAGCGGGUUGCUUGUACUUUUGAUCUGCAAUAAUUUUCUUGAAUGAGUAAUAUGAUGGGGAAAUUUUUGCUACGAGAACACUGUAAAAUAAAUUUGCACAGUGGUUUCCUGUCACUAGAUAACCAGUUGAGGUUCCUGUAAUAUGUGUUCACAAACCAUACUGCAUAAAUUACCUUAUAUAAAGGUACAAUGCAUUAUGUUUGGGAAAGGGCCUUAGCUCACUAGUGAAGCAGAUCCUUUGCAUCCAGAAGUUCAAUCCCUGGUUUCUCCUGUAGGGAAGAGGGAAUCCUUUUGUGUGUGAAACUCUGGAGACUAGCCUCUGUCAGUCAUUGUUGUACAAUACUGAGUUAUAUUGACUAAGGAUCUGAUGUUGUAUCGGGCAGCUUCCUAUGUUCCCACGUAUUUGAACAUGUGCAAGUGUGCAACAUUUGCCCAGCAGAUGCACAGACUAAGUAACAUUUCUCACUUGCUGGAUGAAUUUUUUCAACAUUUGCCCUCAAGAAGCCUUAACCUAGUCCAAGGGAGGAGUUUCUACAGGACCAGAAGCAUGGCUAAGAGCAGGCACCCCCAAACUGCGGCCCUCCAGAUGUUUUGGCCUACAACUCCCAUGAUCCCUAGCUAACAGGACCAGUGGUCAGGGAUGAUGGGAAUUGUAUCUGGAGGGCCAAAGUUUGGGGGUGCUUGGCUAAGAGCACCUGAAUAGGGUUGGGCAGUGACAGCUUGGACCAAUUUUAGAAGUUGUGCACUCUUUGUAUUUCCCACAUUUGUAAAUAAAAUGAAAAAGCUGCACGGAAUAGAAUGCAUACCUUUCGAUUUUCAGUUCUGUCUCGUAUUAACAACAUUUGCAAGUGAUUCAUUCCAAACCUAAAAGUGGGCCUAGUGACACCUGGAAAACAACCGUAGACAUGUGAGGCAGAAAGCUUAUUUUUAUACCACAUCUCAGCCCAAAAGGCUCCCAAAGCUUCAAUUCAUUCAAAUUGAUCCUGUCUGGGUUGGUAGAAUGUACUGUAGGGAUGUGUGGCAAUAAAAGAAUGUCAGCUGAGGAUGUCUUAAAACGAGCUAAACAUACUUCUGUCACAUCAGAUUUAUGAAGAAAGGAUUGUCUGAUCUCAGGUUUACUGCACCUGCACCUUGUCAUGAAAGGCUUUUCUUAAACACCAAGGUGAGGAAAUGGCCCUAUGCCUAUGGUAUGAUGUUCUUCUGCUUGCAUUAUAGCGAAGGUCACAUUACAUUUUUGGUCAAUGAGCCGGAGUGCUCUUCCUUAGAAUUUUAAGUGGUUUGUUUGCUUGUUUGUUUUUGGCAACGCAUUCAGUUGUCUCCCUUACUAGAAACCUAGGAGCAGAGGUGUAACAUUCAUGAUCUGUUGGCCAUGCUGGCUAGGGCUGAUGAGAGUUGGGCCACAAGUAAACUCCCCUCUGGAUUUAAAAAUUUCAGUAGUAUAUUCUGCACUACACUAUGCACUAGUAUAUUAUAACAUGUUAUAGUAUAUACACUUGGGAGUAAACCCGCUACAACUCAGUGGGGCACUUCAGAGUAAACAUACAUGGGAUAUUUGCCCUAAGCUUUAUGGGUUGCAGAAAAUGGAUCAGCUCUUUUGUGCAAAAGUUAGUUCCGUGUUUGUGUGCGAGUGUGUGUCUUGAAAUGUUCCUCAGUUUUUUUUACCCAGUGCAGAAAAUGGAGGAAUCUGCAGCAAUGGAGAAGCUGGAGGAGUCAGAGGAAUUCCAAAGGCUGCUAUGUUUUAUAGAUUUGACCUAAUCCUUGAUGAUGUUCUGCCUCUAACAACAUUUGAAAGUUCCCAGCAUCAUGUGCUAAGCGUGUUGCUUGAUAAGUGCUCCAAUGCAGUAGGCAAUGCUAUGAUUGUUUACGUUGCUACCUUUUGAAUCAGAAAAAAAAAUGCACUAGUGUUAGUUGGCUGUAACUAUUUGAAAUACUGCUCAAGAAAAAGAUUUGCACAACAGUGUUUUCGAUUUCUUCCAAGAUUUCUCCCCACCCCAAUCAUUUAAAACUCCUGGUUUAAAAGGGGAAUUUCCCCCCUUGAUUUUUUCCAUGUCUUCCAUUCUCCCUCCUGCACAGCCUUCAAAUCUACAAAACCUAAUAACUUAUUUAGUGCUCUUACAAAAUGCUGUUGACUUUUAAUGUUCUGUUUGGCAGCAGAACUUUUUUGUGAAACUGAAUAAAGCGGCUGAGGCUACAAAACAAAUCUGUGUGCUGGUCAUUUUUCUUUCAGGCUUUAAGGAGCUAUGUUUUCUGGCAAUCAUCACAGGUGAUGAAAAGUCAUGAGUAGGUAGUUAGUAAUUUAAGUGGUUUAUUCUAUAGAAAAUACAAAGGCAAUGUGAAGAUGGGGACCUUCCCAGGAUUGGAUUCCUCAUCGGUGGUCUUGCAUGCACAUUGAUCUGAUGGUUCUUGGGCCCCUGGUGUAGCUCAUGCCAGCCUGGUGGGUUCCUCCCUGGGCUUGUGAGCAGGUAAUUCUUCCUACCCCUCAUCCAAUGAAGCUCCUCUAGGACAUCUCAGAACUCAAGACACUUGAGAACCACCCAGAUAACUUCAUUUACUCAUGCAUCCUUCAUGGGACACUUGUUCUAUAUAACUUGGUUGUUUAUAUAAAAUCAUGUAUAUGUAAUUAUAUAUAUUUUGAAAGUUAUCAAUCAGGCUGCCCACUAUUGUACCUCGUAUUCAAAAGCA
Molecule: messenger RNA, 4515 nt
Organism: Zootoca vivipara (common lizard)
Lineage: Eukaryota; Metazoa; Chordata; Lepidosauria; Squamata; Lacertidae
Gene: CPOX
Product: coproporphyrinogen oxidase
Cellular component (GO): cytoplasm
Molecular function (GO): coproporphyrinogen oxidase activity
Source: RefSeq, a predicted model, not a curated record